Messenger RNA from Alternaria rosae, 894 nucleotides. RefSeq lists its product as uncharacterized. NCBI's taxonomy places the organism in Eukaryota, Fungi, Ascomycota, Dothideomycetes, Pleosporales, Pleosporaceae. Gene Ontology annotation, cellular component: nucleolar ribonuclease P complex. The record is from RefSeq and is a predicted model, not a curated record. Gene Ontology annotation, biological process: tRNA processing. The coding region runs from base 42 to 605 and encodes 187 amino acids. The transcript has a single exon.
UUCCCAAGAUCUGCGCAGAGAUCAUUCAGGUCCUCUAACACAUGGCUUCAGCAACUCAAACAGAGCUGAGGGCGAAGUUCCUUCGAGAAGCCGCUCAUCUCCUCGCAAUUCCCUCGCCAACAACAGCAGCGUUUCUAGGUAAUGCAUGCAACAAGCUAAUCGAAGAUGCUGAAGUCGAUAUUUCAAGCAAGGAGACGGAUACAUUCCGACGAAGUAUUUGCGUCGCAUGCGGGAAUGUCAUGAUUCCAGGAUGGUCGUGCAAAGUUUCGAGCGGAGACAAGCGCAAAAGCAUUGGCAAGAAGCUGUCGGUGCCCGAGAAAAGUGUUCGGUAUACCUGCUUGCGAUGCCAACGAGAGACACGUCAAACGCUUCAGCGAAGGCCUCGCAGACAGGUCAAGAGAUCACAGUCUCUGUUGGAUACAGUCACAACGUCCGCAGCCCCGACUACGACCAAGAAAGAAGACGAUGUAACUCCAAAGACCAUUAAUGCAAGCAGCAAGCAAAGACAGAGGGCCCGCAAAGGCGGCCUGCAAGCUAUGCUUGACAAGAAGAAGACACAAGACUCGGGCACAGGCGGACUCGAUUUUAUGGACUUUGCGCUGUAAGUCCCGUAGGGCUGAGUGAAUGCAGCCCACCUGCAUAGAAGGGCCUAGCGACCCGUGGACACCCCGCUAUGCAAGCGCGGGGCUCAAAAAUUUCGAGAAGUUAUGUCAUCAGAACUUGCGAAAGUCAAUCCAAUCGCAGGCACAAUUACUUUGUCGAACACUACCCUACACCAAUAUUAAUCGAUUGCAAACAUGGCACAACAACAGAGCCUUGCGAAGGAUCUCUUCGAGGACAUGGGCCGCAAGGUCGCCGAGGCGAGCGCCCAGGAAGACAACGACGAUACAAAGG